UAUGUCAUCGUUUCUCCAGCUGGAAUGGGGAAUGGGUUAAAUUUCGCUGGGCCUCACAGAUACGCUUAAAUGUGUGAGAACGCACUGAUGAAACCUUCGGUCCGUCCACUAGUCAUGGCUCCAUUCUCGAAGACAUUGUCCACUGACUGUCCCUUUGACAUUCUGAAGCCCUCACGAGGUGUUGUGGUAUAUUUCCCCUAAUGUCGUCUCAAAUAUUCAGAGAAUAUGAUUGGCUCACCUGACGUGGUGGCUUUUACCAAAGAAGAAGAAUUUGGGGAGGCAUAUACAGAUCCCUGUUUGCUCCCUGAAGAGUUUUCUGUGCCUUUGCUCACUGCGAAUACAAAUCCAUGGACAAAGACCUCCUAUGCUAAAUUUUCCAAGGAUUUCAUUCUCAUCUCAGAGUUUUCAGAGCAAGUGGGGCCGCAACCUUUGCUUACAAUUCCAGAUGACCCCAAAGUGUGUGGAACAUUUGACCUCAACUACUUCUCACUCCGAAUAAUGUCUGUGGAUUACCAGGCUUCUUUUGUAGGACAUCCUCCAGGUAGUAGCUACCCAAAGCUCAAUUUCGUGGAGGACUCUAAAGUUGUCCUGGGGGAUUCUAAAGAGGGUGCAUUUGCUUAUGUGCAUCACCUGACCCUGUACGAUUUGGAGGCGCGCGGAUUCGUAAGGCCGUUCUGCAUGGCUUACAUCUCCGCCGACGAGAGGAAGAUAAUGCAGCAGUUUCAGGAACUUUCCUCUGGGUUCUCUAAGGCUUCCGAGUGUUUGAAAACAGGGAACCGAAAGGCUUUUGCAAACGAGCUCGAAAAGAAACUCAAAGACCUGGAAUACACCAGAUCAGUUCUGCACAAAGAGACAGAGCUGCAGAAGAUGAAUAAUGGCUGUUACUCCUCACAGGCAAUCGAGAAAGCUAAUGAAUUAGCCAAUGUUGAGAAAUCCAUUUAUGAGCACAAAGAUCUUCUGAGACAGAUUACAUCUUACCCAAACAGAAAAGGGAGAAACCCAGAUAAAGUGCAAUGUGAGCCUGAUAAGCCCUGUAAUACAAACAUGUUUGACAAUACACUCACUUCUAAUCAUUCCGAAACUGAGGAGUCGCUCGAUGGAGACGAUAGGAACCAGCAGUCUUCAUAUGUGCCCCAGCUGAUCAAGGCUAAAUCUGCUAAAUGUUUUGAUAAACGCUUGAAAACACUUGAAGAACUCUGUGAAACAAACUUUUUUCACCAGACCAUGGACCAGCUGCACUUAAUUGAAAAGUCUUUCAGAGGAGAUCUCUGUUACAUCUACACCAGCCAGAUUGACAGGGCUCUUCUGAGCAAACAGAAAAUAACCAGUUUCCUUUUCGAAGAGGAUAAGGAUUGGGAGGAAGAGGCGACAUUAAAGCAUUUAUGUGACGCUGCUAAAACGGAUAUUUUUCCACCCCCGACGCUCAACAUAUCAGGUGAGCCAGCAAGUCUAGAAACCUAUAAAACCUGUGUAGAGGCGAUUCAUAUUAAAACGGAAGCAGAGUCAUCUGGGACAGGACCCCAAGAGUCCAGCACAUCUGAUCUCACCCAGGAGACCUCGGAAGAAGCAGCUGACUUAGAGACAAAAGGGAGUUUCAGCAGCGACAAGAGCAUAGAAGCUAUUGGAAACAUGAGUCCCGCGAACCCACAGCCCCUUUACCCUGAUGAUAGUAUGAGGGAGGCUGGCAGCGAGGAAUGCACCGGCUCUGCUGCAGCUGUGUCUGAGGACAAAGGUGCAGUCAGUUCGACCUCCGCUUUCUAUGAGGGGCCUUCCGUUCAACCCCACGUUGACAAUACUCGCUUAAAGACACUGUCUAUGUUAGGGCAUGACUCGGACGUGAAUUCCAUGGACGUGUUUGAAACGGGGAAUCUUGUUCAACUGGACACAGCCUGCUGUAUGGGACAGGAAGGUUUUAUCUAUGAAGAGCCUAUGCCCGAGCCUCUGCAGGAGGGCUCCAGUGACAUGGUGGUUAAACAAGAACCACAGUCCUUGCUUCAGAGGGAUCCUUCCCUACAGGUGGAUUAUGCCUUAGGAGAGCCACUCCUCACAGAGUCUCCUGUGACUGGCUUGUCUCCUCCUGAAAUAAACGCCAAUUCGCUGUCUGAGGACAUGGCUCGAGUCAACGUGGAAGACACCUCCGACACCACCAGUUACAUGAGCACCUCCACCAGCUCCGACCGAGCCCCGUCUCCUUUCGGUUUCGGCAGCCCGAUCACGGUGAAGCAGAAGAAGAAGGCGGGACACAGCGCUCUUCGCUUCAUCAGGCAAUACCCCUUCGCUCAACAAGCCAUAUUCUGCCUUCUGAGCGGACGAACGCUCGUGAUUCUCGGAGCUGACGAAGGGACCGUCAGGAAACUCGUCAACGCCUUGUCCAUUUUCGUGCCCAACCUCGGCAAAUAUGGCGAGAUUGUCCAGCCUUGGCUCUCCACUUCCUUUCAGCUGACAGAUCUACUGCGAUGGAAACUCAUUGGACUGCAGAGAGUGGCGUCACCGACAGGAUCAAACAUGCUCUACUCUCUAAACCGCUACAGUCGCUACAUUGGCAUUCUGGACUGUGACAACAAGACACUGCGGUGUCCCCAGUACAAGGGCACACUGAUCAACCACAUGGCCGACCACAGGACUCAGAUCAAGCGCGGCAGCACUUACUUCCUCCACAUCCAGAGCAUGCUCACCCACCUGGCGGCCAAGGCUUUCCUCUACACCUUCUGUCAUCACCUCCACCUCCCCAUGGAGGGCGACGACGAAGCCUCUUUGGCAUCGCGCAGGACUAAUUUCUUGCUCCAUCUGGGCUACAGUGAGGAGGAGAGUAAAAUCGUGCACUUCUUGAGCGAGCUCAUCAAGCAGAAUUACAUUCAGGGGCCUUCGAAGGGGGUCAGUCAGUCGAUCUUUAGUUUCAAAUACACCACCAGCUACUUGUACAAAAUCUAG
Molecule: messenger RNA, 2931 nt
Organism: Chanos chanos (milkfish)
Lineage: Eukaryota; Metazoa; Chordata; Actinopteri; Gonorynchiformes; Chanidae
Gene: smcr8a
Product: Smith-Magenis syndrome chromosome region, candidate 8a
Exons: 2
Coding region: 226-2931 (901 amino acids)
Cellular component (GO): guanyl-nucleotide exchange factor complex
Molecular function (GO): GTPase activator activity
Source: RefSeq, a predicted model, not a curated record